Molecule: messenger RNA, 906 nt
Organism: Daldinia childiae
Lineage: Eukaryota; Fungi; Ascomycota; Sordariomycetes; Xylariales; Hypoxylaceae
Product: NmrA-like family domain-containing protein 1
Exons: 1
Coding region: 1-906 (301 amino acids)
Source: RefSeq, a predicted model, not a curated record
AUGUCCACUUUCCUAGUCACUCUCGCUACUGGUCAGCAAGGCAGAGCAACAGUCGCGGCUCUGCUUAAAGGUGGUACCAAAGUACACGCGGUGGUCCGAGACCCAACCAAGCCGGCCGCCCGCGAGCUUGAAAGUCAAGGCGUCGUCUUAUUCAAGGGCAGCAACGACGACAUCCACGUAUUCCGCAACGCAGCUAAGGGAUGCAAAGGUAUCUUUCUAAAUCUCAAUUCGUGGCCAGACAACUCGAACCCGGGUCGACAAGCGGCAGAUAUCCUUCAAGCUUGCAAGGAAGCCGGGGUGGAACACGUCGUAGCCUCUACUGCGGGAUGGGUAGGGAGUAAGGAAAAAUGGGAUAAUCCUCUCAACAGGAGCGAGUGGCUGAGGGGGUUCUGCAAGAACGACGCGCUUGUCGAAGACGCGGUUCGUCACUCAGGAAUCAGGUAUCUUACGAUACUUCGUCCUUUUUGGUUCCAUUCGAACUACCUUCCGCCGGCUGUUCAAGAGUAUUACCCAGAACUGGUAAGCAAAGGAGAAAUAUUCCACUCGUUUAAGCCAGGAGCUAUUUUCCCACACAUCAACGUGGAUGACAUCGGGCGGUUCGCAGCCAUGGCGCUUUUUGAUCCAGCAACAUUUGACGGAGAAGAAAUCGAAUUAGCCAGCCAGAAUCUCACAGUAGAGGACGUAGCCGAUGCGAUUCAAAAAGCUACAGGAAAGCCCAUUACAGUUCGAGCUCGUACACUCGGAGAAACAGACGACACAAAUCCGAUUGUAUCAUGGCAGCUCUGGGCUAAUGCGGUUGACUUGACAGUUAAUCCGGAGGCACUUGAAAAGAAAUACAAAUUCCGCUUUACGACACUCCAAGAGUAUUUGGUCCAAGAGAAAAAGCAGCUAAAUAUUUUGGCAUAA